Austrofundulus limnaeus is the source of this 3362-nucleotide messenger RNA. RefSeq names its product BTG3 associated nuclear protein (gene banp). Gene Ontology annotation, biological process: negative regulation of protein catabolic process; protein localization to nucleus. Gene Ontology annotation, molecular function: DNA binding. The record is from RefSeq and is a predicted model, not a curated record. The transcript is spliced from 12 exons. NCBI's taxonomy places the organism in Eukaryota, Metazoa, Chordata, Actinopteri, Cyprinodontiformes, Rivulidae. Bases 40 to 1485 code for a protein of 481 amino acids.
UAAUAAGUAUUAUCCUYCUAUUUAUUCCAGCUGUGAACAAUGUCACAACAAGAGUUGGAUGAAAUUGUUCAAAUAACAGUGGAGGACUUUGACCAUGAUAACCGUACAGGCAUCUUGGACAAUCACGAAGAUGCUGAKGAAAGAAACCAGAAGAAAAAGCGGAAAUUAAGCCACAUCCAGGACAAUAACAGCAGCAAUCAGGACUUAUCUUUUAUUAAGAAUCUUUUAGUUUCUUUCACCGACUCAAUUGGCCAACGCCUGGAAGGAAUUGAGUCAAAGCUACAGUCCUUAGAUGCUACAUGCAAAGCCCUUGGACGCAGACUUGACAGCAUACUGCCCUGUGCCAAGAGCCCUGUGCAGGUGCCUAUGGUUGCAGGGUCACCUCAGGGUGCCACUCAAACUUGGAAUAAAGUGCGAUGUGUUGUCCCACAAACAAAUGUGAUUGUGAGCAGAGAAGCCCCAAAGACCUUAAAUCAGGAAGACACUCCUCUAGAAAACCUGCUCAGCAACACAGCGGUCAGGAAGCGUCAGAACACAAUCCUGGUAAAGGUACCCGGGCCUGAAGAGAGUCAGGAGGAGCAGGACAGUGGCUCAGAAGCCAGUGACUCRGUUUCUAACAGUGGUCAGUCAGGCAGUGCACAAAAUGGCCAAAAUGUCACCCUUAUAACACUCAAUUCAGAAGAUGAUCAUCCAGAAGGCACUUGGUUGGGAGAUGAGAGCAACCCAGAGAUGCGAGUCCGUUGCCCAAUUUCUCAGUCUGACAUGCUGUAUAUAAGCACAAACUGCCGUACAGCAGAGAAAAUGGCACUAACGCUUUUGGACUACCUGUUCCACCGAGAGGUCCAGGCCAUGUCUAAUCUCUCCGGGCAGGGGAAACAUGGAAAGAAGCAGCUGGACCCACUCAUGAUCUAUGGAAUACGCUGUCACUUGUUCCACAAAUUUGGCAUCAGUGAGUCAGACUGGUACCGGAUAAAGCAAAGCAUAGAUUCCAAGUGUCGUACAGCCUGGAGACGCAAGCAGCGUGGCCAGAGUUUGGCCGUCAAGAGCUUCUCCAAACGCACACCACGCAGUACAGCUGCAGAUGAAAACAUGUCAGAAGAGUCUUCCCACAUUGAGGCUGCCACGCAGCAGACUUUGCAUUACACACUGGCCAACCAGCAGGUCCAGUUCCACCGCAUUGGUGAAGAUGGACAAGUUCAGGUGAUUCCACAGGGACAGCUGCACAUUGCCCAAGUGCCCCAAGGGGAGGAGGUGCAGAUCACACAGGACAGCGAGGGAAACCUUCAGAUCCACCAGGUGCAUGUAAGUCAGGAUGGACAGGUACUACGUGGAGCUCAGCUGAUAGCUGUUGCCUCAGCUGAUGGAGCAACCACAGCGGUGGAGAGCUCCUCCCUUCCACCUGACAUCCAAGUGCAGUACGUUCAACUAGCUCCUGUUGCAGACCACGCCACUGCAGUUCAGACAUGCAGACAACAAAUGUGCUGACCAGCCAUGCAGACGGUUUUGGAAUUUCCCUGUAAAGACUUCCUGCACCCACUCCAUAUGAUCCUGUUUUGUUGUCUUUUUGUUGUCCAUAGUUGGCUAGGUAAUUGGUUUCUUGCCUGUGAGAGGGAGAAGACAGGGAUAUUGAUUGUUUUUUCUGGGUGUGGAUCAGACAAACUGAUAAGCCUCAAAGGAUUUCUAAUUGUGUAUUCAUGAAUGUACACAAAGGCCAUCACCCCAUGAUGUCUUCAAAGAUCUGCGCUCCAUACUUUUUGGCGCAAUCAAAUUGUUUGUUUACAUUACUGAUUUGUUUGAAUGAACUUUUCGGUUUUAAAAGAUUUUUUUUCUCUAGUGUUUUGUCUCUAGUGAAAUGGUUUGAUCAUUCUUCAGUGCUCUGUUCAGGAUAGUUGGAGGCUUAGUGAGGUCAUGUGGGUGUGCUUGUUGAUAGAAAUACAGCAAGUGAUGUCAAAUUUUUCAUUGACUAAAUGAGAUUUAAUCUAAUAAGUUAUAAGUUAUUAAAGGUGUUAUAAAAUACAUGUUAUGUGCUCAAUUUGACCCCCCCCCCACACAUACACACACACAAAUAAUAAACAACAAAAAGAAUACUGUGUGAAAUUUUAGGAGGUUAAUGUCUUGUCCUGCUUGUUACAGUGUGUGUUGUUAUCACAGUUGGGUUUUUAUUUUCUAGGUUGUAUUUAUUGUUGGUCAUAGUUGAGAAAAAGUUUAGUCCUGUUCAUUUGUUCACCCUUUGGAGUAAUAUAAAGCAAUAGGCAGGCUCUCAUCAGUUUCCAGACAUGUGGUAGCAUUUAUACAGCUUACUGAAAAAUGACUCUGUCUGAUGUAUUUAUUUGUCUCUACAUUUUCUUUUCUUUUUGUUUAAUUGUUUCCACUACACCGAUAAGCUAAGAGCUAACACAGAUUGACAUUUUUGCAUUCCAAGGGCUCUUUCUGCAAGUCAGUGAUGGCUAAAAUUUGACACUUGGUUUUUCAUCCGAUUAUAAUUUAAGUUCCUUUUUUUGAAGAAAGGUCUGGAAGAAAAAGAUCAAAAUGUACAGUUCAUCCAGUUAUAUAACGAUUGGUUUCAAAUUUGUGGAAAAAUAAUACUCUGAAAUAUUAUCAUAGCGGAUGGUGAUUGACAGUAACUCCAGAUGAACCGGACCAACCAGAUAAACMCAGAUGAUUUCUUUUUAACCAAACCAAACAACAUAGAUAUAACAUUUCAGUCUCUGUGGAUGCAAACGUUUUAGUCUCUUCAUGCCAAGUUACCUACUAUAAUAAACAACACAUAGCUUUGCUCCUAUAAUGCCUGUUCUUGCAGUGUGUUUUCAUGCGCAUAAGUUAAGUUUUGCGUAUUGCCUCGGUGCAGCUGGGCUCAUGUCAAAGCAGUUGUGACGUGACAACAUGCUGGGCUGGAGGGAGGAUUAAAUGAUGCAGGUGUCUUUGAGGAAACCUUUGGCGUCUAUUCAAGGAAGGAGUGAGUCACACUUCAUGGUCAACAUCCAGGACUGAGUCAUGAACCUCUCCUCCUUUAAGGGUCUUUAUUUUUUUUUCCACACUCUACCUUGCUCUUUCUGACACCAAGCAGAAAAAUGGUCAGAAAGUAUUACAAAAAAAUGUCUUGAUUCUUUUGAAGUGCCUUUCAACCUGUCACUUUGCUUCCUCUCUMGUCUUUUUCACUGUCUACUGUCUUCAUUUAGUUUUUUAGACUUUUUUUUUCUCUGAUCUCUCUUGUCAUUUCUCUUCUCCUGUUUUUAGUCCAUUCUCUUUGAUUAUUUCCCACUGUGGGACAUGGCGAAGGCUGAGCCAUGGUCAGCCUUUACAGGAAACAAUUUUUAUCCGUGUUUCAGCAAAAAAAAAAAGAAUCUGUGUAUUGGCUUGUU